Messenger RNA from Dromaius novaehollandiae (emu), 2082 nucleotides. It is a transcript of the gene METAP1D, whose product is annotated as methionyl aminopeptidase type 1D, mitochondrial. Gene Ontology annotation, biological process: proteolysis. The record is from RefSeq and is a predicted model, not a curated record. Gene Ontology annotation, molecular function: metalloaminopeptidase activity. Lineage: Eukaryota; Metazoa; Chordata; Aves; Casuariiformes; Dromaiidae. The coding region runs from base 44 to 1072 and encodes 342 amino acids. The transcript is spliced from 10 exons. Gene Ontology annotation, cellular component: mitochondrion.
UGCCCGCCCGCUGGCCACCCGCGGCCACGUGAUCCCGCCCCACAUGGCCAAGAUGGCGGCGCCCAGAGCUGUCAGCGUGCUGCGGAGCAGCGGUUCUGCAAGUGGCUGCCAUAGGGUUUUUCCUUCUCCGCACAAACUUCCCUACUUGCACAGGCGGGCAAGCAGCCAGCAAAGAAGAUGUUUCUUUUCUCAGGGACAAAGAAACGCUGCUUAUAGUAUAGUUUGGCCAGCUACAGUUUCUCCUGCUCACCCAGUUCCUAAGCACAUAAAGAAGCCAGACUAUGUGACGACAGGCAUUGUACCAGACUGGGGAGACGACAUAGAAAUUAAGAAUGAAGAUCAGAUUCAAGGGCUUCGUCAAGCUUGUCAAUUGGCCCGUCGUAUCCUACUUCUGGCUGGAAAGGGCUUAAAGGUUGGCAUGACAACUGAAGAAAUAGAUUCCAUUGUUCAUCAUGAAAUAAUCAGACAGAAUGCCUAUCCUUCCCCUCUGGGCUAUGGAGGUUUUCCAAAAUCUGUCUGUACUUCUGUAAACAACGUGGUAUGUCAUGGUAUUCCUGACAGUCGACCUCUUCAGGAUGGAGAUAUUAUCAACAUUGAUGUCACGGUGUAUUACAAUGGCUACCAUGGUGACACUUCCGAAACCUUCCUGGUGGGCAACGUGGAUAAAUCUGGGCAAAAGUUAGUGGAGGUUGCCAGGAAAUGUCGAGAUGAAGCAAUUGCAGCCUGCGGACCGGGGGCUGCCUUCGCCGUAAUUGGGAACACAAUCAGCUCCAUAGCGCGGCAGGGCGGCUUCCACGUCUGCCCCGGCUUUGUUGGCCACGGCAUCGGAUCGUACUUCCACGGGCACCCCGAGGUGUGGCACCACGCCAAUGACAGUGAUUUGUUAAUGGCAGAGGGAAUGGCGUUCACAAUAGAGCCAAUAAUAAUGGAAGGAUCCCCCGAGUUUAAGAUUCUGGAGGAUAAAUGGACGGCGGUUUCUGCAGACAAUAAAAGAUCGGCGCAGUUUGAGCACACGGUGGUCAUUACCCCCGAGGGAGCAGAAAUCCUCUCCCAGGCGGAGGAAGAAGCCUGAGGACGGAGCAGCGGGGGCUGCCCGCGCUCCCGGGCGCAGACGAGCGGACGCAGCAAAGGCCCGGCGGCCGAGCCGGGAGCCCGGCGGUGCCCUGGGGGCCGGGGCCUCCCGCGGGGCCCUGCGCGGGGCGAGCGCGUCCCAGAUGCCGCUUCGGGGCAGGGGACGGGGGGACACGGAGUGUGUUGCGUUUAUAGCUGAGCUGUGGAGUCAGUUUUUCUUCGCUGCGACUAGCGCGAUGCUGCUUCCCAGGCUGUAACUUCCACUAGGAUGUCAAAAAAAAAGAAAAAAGAAAAAAAAAAGAACAGCAAAGGAGAAGUUUCCCGAGUGUGGCAGCCCGCGCAGCCCUCCCCAGCGCCGCUCCCCUCCUGCCUCCCCUCGCUUCUCUCCGCACGGCACAACAGUGACCGCAAGCGGGGGGCGAAGGGGCGAAGCGCCGCCCGGACGCCGGGGAUCGCCGGGCACCAGCCGGCCGGGGCCGUUGCAUCGGGCCGCGCCGCGUUUCGGGCGUUUCACAGAAACGGGGGACGCGGCGGCGACCUAGAGGAUGGGUGCGGGCUGCUCCCGGGCUCUGCUUGGAGGAGGCCGCGGUGAGGGGCGCAGGUCGGGAAGUGCGCGCACCGCUGCCCAGGCCGGGGGCGAGGGGGGGUCACGGCCUGCCGCGGACCUGCCCGGGAGGGGAGGGCCGGGGUGUGCAGCGGGCGGCCCGAGCAGCCCGGAGCGGCGCCGGGCGCCGGGGCUGCUGCUGCGGGACCGCGCAGACCGCGGGCUGCGGAGCCGGCGGAGCCCGCGGUGGGGCCGGGCGCGCUAAACCUGCGGCUCUGCUCCGCGGCUGCUUGUGCUCACUCGAGCACAGCGAACUGUCAGCUCUAAUAGUGUCUAACAUCGCCUCCCGAAAAGCCGGAGCCCCCCAGAACACGUCUAACAUUGCGGGCAGCCUUUCAGCUGCGCCGCCGCCGGGAUUGGUUUGGAAGGCUUUAAAACCUGUAAAAAUAAACGAUGCAUCAAACAAG